AUCUUUUAUUUCCUUGCCAAUUCUCAAAAUUGUGGCACCUUUUAUUUCUCUCUAACAUCCUUUCCCCCCUCCCCUUUCCUUGAUCCUUUUAAGACUUUUUAUUUUCUGCCUUCCCAAUUCCCUCUCCUAAAUCAACUUGAGGAUCUAAUUCCUCUCCUUUCCCCAAUACAGUUGGUACUCUUAGCAUACACUCCCACCCUCAUAUAUUUCUUAAUAUCUUUUUUUACCUCUUAUCCCAGUUCCCCGUGAGCCCUUUAUAUUUCUGUUUUCUUCCACCAUUGCAAUCUGCCUGUCACUUUUAUUCUCUGUUCCGUACUCCAGCCCCUAGUCCCUUUUGUGCAUCUCUCUCUCCCUCCCGUCAUCUUCAUUCUCCUCUGCAACAGCUGGGGUUUCUGCAGUGUCUUUCUCUAGAUAGAGGGUGGAAAAAUCUUGCAAAAAUUAAAAGGAAGAACAGAGGAGGAAUGCCUGAUUCAUGCGCAGAUUGCAGCAUACCUGAAUGCCCCCAAGACGGAGUCAGCUCAAGAUUCCAAAAAAUGGAUGUCCAUAACUUACGAUAUAGUUCUGCUUUGGUAUUGCUGACUCAAACCACAGAAGCCCAAAGAAGGGGGGAAGUGGAAUAAAAUACUCAAUUAUCAAGUGCCAGAGGAAAAUAUCAAACUGUCCAAUGAAAACUACUGUUACUGAGGUGUAGAUUGCUCCUGCAGUGUAUAAAUGAGUGUGUGCAAAAAAGCUGUGCACGAAAAGCUACCAAUCCUAGUAUUUGCCAGGUUUCUUCACUGAGAAGAACUUCAGACUAAAAACCUUAACUCUUGCUUUUAAGAAAAACAAGUCAACAACAACAACAAAACAGGAAAAGAGUCAGCAAGGAUUCACAAUGUUUCUGUCUUGUUUUGGCCCAGUCACCAGAAUAUUAUGGGAAUUGUAUCUGAUGGCAUAGAUUACAUUUUUCCUUUUCAUCAUGGAAGUUAGUGAUUUUAGACUUUGUCUCUGCAAUAUCAAAUGAUUAAGACACAUGCUGAAAGUUGCUUUUUUUUUUUUUGGCUGACAUAACUUUGAUGUGACUUUAAAAAAAAAACAUGAUUUCAUUCCCUUUUUAAGUCUUUGUGGGGAUGCUCUUGGAAAGGUAUGAAAAAGAAAAUCCGCUUUUUGGUGGGGGACCCGAAAUCUUAUAAGAAUGCCCAGAAGGGGUUUAAUAUUUCAAGCCAGGACCCGUUGGCUAUUGGUGGGUCUUGCCUUACUAUUCAGUUUAAUGUUGUUCAUGUACCUGCUUGAGUGUGCUCCACAAACAGAUGGCAAUGGAUCUCUGCCUGGCGUUGUAGGGGAGAACUUGGGUAAAGAAUAUUACCAAGCUCUUCUACAGGAACAAGAGGAACACUAUCAAACCCGGGCUACUAGUCUGAAGCGUCAGAUUGCUCAACUAAAACAAGAGCUUCAGGAAAUGAGUGAUAAGCUGAAAUUGCUGCAGGAAAAAAAGAGCCCAAGAGUCAAUGGCAUGGGCUACCAAGGCACCAAAGAACAAGCAUCCAAUGAUCUCCUAGAGUUUCUUCAUUCCCAAAUUGACAAGGCUGAGGUGAGCAUCGGGGCCAAGCUACCUAGUGAAUAUGGUGUCAUUCCUUUUGAAAGCUUUACCUCCAUGAAAGUGUUCCAGUUAGAGAUGGGGCUCACUCGACACCCAGAGGAGAAACCUGUUAGAAAGGAUAAGCGAGAUGAGUUGGUGGAAGUUAUUGAGGCUGGCCUAGAGGUAAUCAAUAAUCCAGAUGAAGAAGAUGGACAAGAUGAUGAUGAUGAUGAAGGAAUAGGAGAGAGACCGCUCUAUAAUGAAAAUGAUUUCAUAGAAGGUUAUCAUCGCACAGAGAAAGAUAAAGGAACACAGUAUGAAUUGUUUUAUAAGAAGACCGAUGUUAUGGAAUACAGACAUGUCACACUAUUCCGACCAUUUGGACCCCUCAUGAAAGUGAAGAGUGAAACAGUUGACAUUUCCAGAUCAGUUAUUAACAUCAUUGUCCCUCUUGCUGGAAGAACUGAGGCAUUUGCACAGUUCAUGCAAAACUUUAGGGAUGUGUGUAUUCAUCAGGACAAGCGGAUUCACCUCACAGUGGUAUACUUCGGCCAAGAUGGGCUAUCUGAAGUGAGGAGCAUCCUGGAGUCAGUAGCUCGAGAAACUAAUUUUCACAAUUACACACUGGUCUCCUUGAAUGAGGAAUUUAAUCGUGGGCGAGGACUAGACAUGGGUGCCAGAGCUUGGGAAAAAGGCGAAGUGUUAAUGUUCUUCUGCGAUGUUGAUAUUUAUUUCACAGCUGAGUUCCUUAACAGUUGCCGCUUGAAUGCUGAACCCGGCAAGAAAGUUUUCUAUCCCGUGGUAUUCAGCCUUUAUAAUCCUGCUAUUGUCUAUGCCAACCAAGAUGUACCACCGCCUGUGGAGCAGCAAUUGGUACACAAAAAGGAUUCUGGCUUCUGGCGGGAUUUUGGCUUUGGAAUGACGUGUCAAUAUCGGACAGAUUUCCUGACUGUUGGGGGGUUUGACUUGGAAGUGAAAGGCUGGGGUGGAGAGGAUGUUCAUCUUUACAGAAAGUACUUGCACGGAGACCUGAUUGUGAUCCGGACCCCAGUCCCAGGCCUGUUUCACCUCUGGCAUGAGAAGCAUUGUGCUGAUGAGCUGACUCCAGAGCAGUAUCGCAUGUGUAUCCAGUCUAAAGCCAUGAAUGAAGCAUCUCACUCGCACCUUGGAAUGCUGGUCUUCAGGGAGGAGAUUGAGACCCAUCUCCGUAAACAGGCCUAUAGGACUAACAGUGAAGCAAUAGAUUAAAAGGAUUUUUAAUGCAAGACCGAAGACUUUAAACUCACAAUGAACCAGCAUCAUUCUACAGCCUUAAUUCAGCUUACAAAUUCAGUGCCUCUUUCAGUGAAGAAGAGUUUUUAACUUUUGUCUGGUAUUCUGUUACCUACAUAUCUCACCAGUUCAGGCACCUGAGACAAGAACUUUUGAAAGUAAUUUUUUCAAUGAAAGGUUCUACAGUAUUAACUUUAUGGACAAAUAUAGCAGCAGAAUGUAUGACCGAACACUCUUUCACCUCUGAUAAUUUUUUUUUCAUAUUUGCAUUAUUGUAAGGUAAGGAUUGCAUUAAUGGACAAUAUUUUGUCUUGUCUGCCAAGUAUUGUUACACUCUGUCUUGCUCAUUACACUGUAACUUUAGAUAGAUACCAUACUUACACAUUCCAGGAUAAAAACUAAACACACAUGACCAGGAAACUCAUUGGGAAAAUGUACACAAAAGCUUAAUUAGUAUGUUAAUUAGGUUGCUGAUUUCAUGGCAAUAAUUUAAUUAAAUUCACUGUAUUAACAGCUAUCCAUAUAAUUCACAUUAGAGAAGAAUUUAUAGGAAAAAGGGACGUAUGAAAAUCUCUUAAAGGGGAAUUGUUAAUAUUGUUUGAUAUCAAUGCAAAAGUAAGCUGGACAUGUACCAUUUGCUUAUCCUAGCUACGGGCCAAAAAAAAUUCCUCUUGCAUAUUUCAGGAUGUACAAAGACAAGCAAUUUAAAUAAAAGCGGGUUACUUGUCUUCUGUUGCUUUGUAUGGUAUGAUUAGAUUCACCAUUUUUAAUAUCCUUUUGUUUUCAGGUGAAUGUUAAGAUUCACUAAUUUAGUGGGGAGUGUGGGAGAGUUGCAUCUGCAGUCUCCACAAAUUUAGAAAUUAGUUGAAAACCACUCACUAAAUCAACUAAUUUUGGAUUUUUUUUUAAAUCAGUUUUAGUUUCAAACACUUAAGGGCAAGUAGAGAUUAAAAUGUGACUUCUGAAUGCAAAAUAUGCUGUGUAAAAUAGUGCUGUUCACUGAUCUUUUUUUACUUGUACAUAAAAUUUGCUUUUAUGUAACUUAUUGUGGAGAACAGUAUACUGUAUUGUGUUUUUUAAAGAGGGGAGAAUGUAAUGCAAGAUGUCUUACCAUUGGUAUUCCUGCUAUGAUGUAUGAAUAAAUUUAAUAUUUCUGCAUUUUAGAA
Molecule: messenger RNA, 3996 nt
Organism: Malaclemys terrapin pileata
Lineage: Eukaryota; Metazoa; Chordata; Testudines; Emydidae
Gene: CSGALNACT2
Product: chondroitin sulfate N-acetylgalactosaminyltransferase 2
Exons: 9
Coding region: 1175-2806 (543 amino acids)
Cellular component (GO): Golgi cisterna membrane
Molecular function (GO): glucuronosyl-N-acetylgalactosaminyl-proteoglycan 4-beta-N-acetylgalactosaminyltransferase activity
Source: RefSeq, a predicted model, not a curated record